AUGCGCCUGUCGCAGCAUCCUGGACGUUUCUGCCAUGGCGCCGCCCAUCUUCGACGAGAGCAAAUUUCCGCGCUGAACCGGAGCCAGAUACGUGUACUCACAACUAGCAAUAUAUUAUGGAGCGUGCAGAAAACCCCCGAGCCUUCCCGAUCGACGCAAUUGCGCACCGAGGCCACCACUCUCUCAGCAAAGAAGAGCGACGCAUCCGCAAAUCCAAAAACCCCUGUUCGGAUUGAGUCUAAUAAGAAAAAAGGCGAUCUUCUUGGAGAAUCUAUUGUUACAUCUAAAGAACAAAGAAAGGCAGACUGGGCUAUUAUGAAGGAAAUGGCGAAGUAUUUAUGGCCGAAGGAUGACUGGGGAACGAAGUUGCGCGUUGGUACAGCGCUCACCCUUCUUGUUGGAGCAAAGGUACUCAACGUCGAAGUGCCGUUCUACUUCAAAAACAUUGUGGAUUCGAUGAACAUUGAUUUUGCGGCUGUAGGAGGUACCGCAUGGACGGUAGCAGGCUCAAUGUUGAUUGCAUAUGGUGCUACUAGGAUAGGUGCUACGUUAUUCCAGGAGCUUAGAAAUGCCGUAUUUGCAAGCGUUGCACAAAAAGCUAUUAGGAAGGUUGCGGGAAAUGUUUUCGAUCAUCUCUUGCGCCUAGAUUUGAGUUUUCACCUGAGUCGUCAAACAGGUGGACUGACGAGAGCCAUUGAUCGAGGUACUAAAGGAAUCAGCUUUCUCUUGACAUCGAUGGUCUUUCACGUCUUCCCGACUGCUUUGGAGAUUUCUAUGGUGUGCGGAAUUCUGACAUACCAAUAUGGCUUUCAGUUUGCAGCCAUUACUGCAGCAACGAUGGUUGCAUAUACUGCAUUUACUAUCACAACCACUGCGUGGCGGACCAAAUUUCGCAAGCAAGCUAAUGCUGCAGAUAACAAAGGAGCGACGGUGGCCGUCGAUUCUUUGAUAAACUACGAAGCUGUUAAAUAUUUCAAUAAUGAAGGCUACGAAGUAGCACGAUACGAUAAAGCACUCAAGGCGUACGAAGAUGCCUCUAUCAAGGUGACAACAUCACUUGCGUUUCUCAACUCUGGUCAGAAUAUCAUUUUUUCCAGCGCUUUAGCAUCUAUGAUGUAUCUGGCGGCGAACGGGGUUGCAACGGGGCAAUUGACAGUGGGAGACCUGGUAAUGGUCAACCAGCUUGUCUUCCAGCUAUCAGUUCCUCUUAAUUUCCUAGGCUCCGUCUAUCGUGAAUUAAGGCAGUCUCUACUUGACAUGGAGACGCUGUUCAACCUACAAAAAGUUAACGUCAACGUCAAGGAGAAACCGGAUGCCAAGAUCUUGAACCUGUCCCACGGUGGAGAAAUUCGCUUUGAGAACGUGACAUUUGGCUAUCAUCCUGACCGUCCAAUCCUCAAAAAUGCUAGCUUUACAAUCCCUGCUGGAGCGAAGUUUGCUGUUGUCGGACCAAGUGGCUGCGGAAAGUCUACCAUUCUUAGACUCCUGUUCCGAUUUUACGAUGUUCAAGAGGGACGCAUUUUGAUUGAUGGACAGGACGUACGGGAUGUAACACUAGAGAGUUUACGCAAGUCCAUUGGCGUGGUGCCACAAGAUACACCUCUUUUCAAUGACACCAUUGAGCAUAAUAUUCGUUACGGAAAAAUAGACGCGUCUAAUGAAGAGGUACAGAGAGCUGCUGAAAGGGCUCAUGUUCAUGAGCUUAUUCAGAGACUUCCCGAGGGAUAUAAGACUGCGGUUGGCGAACGGGGAAUGAUGAUCUCAGGAGGGGAGAAGCAGCGGUUGGCAGUCUCACGGCUAAUCCUCAAAGAUCCGCCACUACUGUUCUUCGACGAGGCGACUUCGGCCUUGGAUACAUAUACUGAGCAGGCACUUCUGCAGAACAUUAAAAGCAUUAUCAAGGAAAAAGCGCGAACAAGCGUCUUUAUUGCGCAUCGGCUUCGUACCAUCUACGAUAGCGAUCAAAUCCUCGUGCUUAAAGAUGGACAUGUGGUUGAAAAAGGCACUCAUGCCGAGUUACUAGAGCAGAAAGGCGUAUAUGCUGAUUUGUGGCACGCCCAGGAACUAUCCCUCGCACAGGAUGCCGACCUGGAGAGGAAUCUCGAAGUCGGCGAGUUAGAGGUGCCAACAGCGCCAACGCCCACCGACGCCAACAAGCCAUUAAAUUAG
This is a messenger RNA of Talaromyces proteolyticus, 2169 nucleotides long. RefSeq names its product putative ABC iron exporter Atm1. Lineage: Eukaryota; Fungi; Ascomycota; Eurotiomycetes; Eurotiales; Trichocomaceae. Gene Ontology annotation, biological process: transmembrane transport; intracellular iron ion homeostasis. Gene Ontology annotation, cellular component: mitochondrial inner membrane. The transcript is spliced from 7 exons. Gene Ontology annotation, molecular function: ATP binding; ABC-type transporter activity; ATP hydrolysis activity. The record is from RefSeq and is a predicted model, not a curated record. The coding region runs from base 1 to 2169 and encodes 722 amino acids.